AUGGCUAAAACUAAUAAUAAGCCAAGGGAUACUGUGAAUAAAGCCGGUCAUAGCAUGAAUCCAGAUCGGCCAAAAACAUCUGCAAACAUGCGUGACCGGACAACAAUUAAGCGCUUGCAGAUGUAUCGCAACUUCAAGCCAAAGAGGGACAAAACUGGCAGAAUUACCAAGGCAGCUCCCUUCCAAUCUACUCUUAAAUCUGGCACCAUGGCAAGAGUAGAGCCUAACAGAAAAUGGUUUGGAAAUACAAGAGUUGUUGGCCAGAAGGCGCUGCAGGCCUUCACUGAAGCACUGGGCAAAGCUAAAGCUGAUCCCUAUAAGGUUGUGAUGACCUCUACAAAGAACCCAGUCACGCUGCUGAGCUUCACACCCAAAGCAGAGACAGUAAUACGGCUGCUAGACAGAGAACCUUUUGAACAGGUGUUUGGCAAAAAGGCAACCAGAAAGAAACCAACACUGGCUACCUACGACCUCGAUGAGAUGGUCAAGAAUGCAGAGUCAUCCCUUCUCAAGUAUGAAGAAGCUCAAAGUCAGCUGGUGCCAACAGAGGAAGGGGUCAAAGAUGGACAGCUUGAAAUUGUGUUUAAGGCAGGAACCUCUAAAAGAAUCUGGAAUGAGCUCUAUAAG
Molecule: messenger RNA, 627 nt
Organism: Candidula unifasciata
Lineage: Eukaryota; Metazoa; Mollusca; Gastropoda; Stylommatophora; Geomitridae
Source: the annotation of a GenBank genome assembly